UUCUGGACAGACUGGGACGCCAGCAUGCCCAGGAUAGAGGCUGCGUCCAUGAGUGGACAUGGCAGGCGCACCAUCCAUAAGGAGACGGGCAGCGGAGGAUGGCCCAACGGACUGACUGUGGACUAUCUAGAGCGCCGCAUUCUGUGGAUCGAUGCCAGAUCUGAUGCGAUCUAUUCAGCUAAGUACGACGGGUCUGGACUGAUCGAGGUGCUCAGAGGACACGAGUAUCUCUCGCACCCGUUUGCUGUGACAAUGUAUGGAGGAGAGGUUUACUGGACAGACUGGCGCACAAACACGCUGGCCAAGGCCAACAAGUGGACAGGAAACAAUGUCACUGUGGUUCAGAGAACAAACACUCAACCUUUCGACCUGCAGGUGUACCACCCAUCUAGACAACCGCAAGCGCCAAACCCAUGUGCUGCUAACGGUGGUUUGGGCCCAUGUUCUCACCUGUGCUUGAUCAACUAUAAUCAGACGUUCUCCUGUGCCUGCCCACACCUCAUGAGACUGAGUGAGGACAACCACACCUGCUACGGCAACGGUCAGGGCAAGCAUCACAUGAUCAAGAACAAGGAAACAGUCCAAACACAGGGUGGAGUGGCAAGAGUCUGGGGUGGAGCGCCCUCUGGUCACCAUCAAGGGUACUCCAGCUGGUAA
Molecule: messenger RNA, 657 nt
Organism: Sinocyclocheilus anshuiensis
Lineage: Eukaryota; Metazoa; Chordata; Actinopteri; Cypriniformes; Cyprinidae
Product: low-density lipoprotein receptor-related protein 1-like
Exons: 4
Coding region: 25-657 (210 amino acids)
Biological process (GO): canonical Wnt signaling pathway
Cellular component (GO): plasma membrane
Molecular function (GO): Wnt receptor activity; Wnt-protein binding
Source: RefSeq, a predicted model, not a curated record